Kickxella alabastrina is the source of this 846-nucleotide messenger RNA. RefSeq lists its product as uncharacterized. Gene Ontology annotation, cellular component: mitochondrial large ribosomal subunit. NCBI's taxonomy places the organism in Eukaryota, Fungi, Kickxellomycota, Kickxellomycetes, Kickxellales, Kickxellaceae. Gene Ontology annotation, molecular function: structural constituent of ribosome. The transcript has a single exon. Bases 117 to 788 code for a protein of 223 amino acids. The record is from RefSeq and is a predicted model, not a curated record. Gene Ontology annotation, biological process: translation.
UCCCGCUCAACGAGAUUCAAACGCUUUCUGUUUUUUUCUUAUUUUUCUCAAUUUUGUUGCAAAUUUAAAACUAAAAUCUAAAUUACACACCCUUACUAUUAUAAUAUAACAAAAAUAUGUUUGCAUUUGUAUCGCAGAAGCUGCGCACUUCGGUUCUCCUCAACACCCUAGUUCGGCCUACCGCCGGCGCGCGGUUCCUUAACACGUUGGAGCGCUCACAGGCGCCAAAAACGCAAACGACUUAUAAAAAGCCAUUUACUCAGCGCAAACAAUACCUCUUCAGCGCCUACGAGCACCAAUUCACGACCCCCACCUUGCUAAUUGUCCAGCACUACAAUCUCAGUGGUCCGGAGCUUAUGGAGCACCGCCGGGAGCUCAAAGUAUCCGCGCACGGCGCCCGUCUUAUGGUUGUUCGGCCCAAGAUGGUCAAGGCUGUAGUGAGGCAUACGAAGUUUGAAAACAUGGGGGAUUUGUUUUCGGGACCUAUGGCGUUGAUUUAUUGGGAUAAGGAUAUGGGGUUGGAGGCUGUGAAGGAGGCUAUGGAGGUGGUGAGGAAGCAGAAGAAGAUGGUUUUGUUGGGCGCAAAGUAUGGUGAUAGUGUUUUGAAUGUACCGAUGGUUGAGGGGUUGGUAGAUUUGCCCGAGAUUGAUGUGUUGAGGGCUCAGGUUUUGGGUGUUUUGCAGCAGCCUGCCCAGCAGCUGGCCGCUGUGCUUAAUAGGAUUCCGCAGAGAUUGGUUGGCGUGCUCCAGCAAAAGGUCGAUGCUGAAUCGACGACCGUUGACCAGUAAACAAACAAAAUUAAAACAAAACAAAACAUUUUCUAUUAUCCCGUGGGUAAUCAAUACA